Molecule: messenger RNA, 333 nt
Organism: Symbiodinium necroappetens
Lineage: Eukaryota; Dinophyceae; Suessiales; Symbiodiniaceae
Source: the annotation of a GenBank genome assembly
AUGCAUCAGCGCGCUGCUCGAUUCUCUCGGCAGCUGAAGCUCCUCAGCCGCGGGCUACAGCAGCAGGGUGCGCUGUCCUCCCGCCGUCGUGCAUUCCAGGCGAAGACAGUCGGCGAAAAGCUUCAGUCAUCGCUUGUCUGCCUUGCUGCUGUCGCCGUUGCCCCGGUCCCUGGAUCCAGCGAGAUGUGGCUGGCGACCACUACCAUGAUGUGGUUGGACAAAGACCAAGCAUGGCAGCAUGUGGUGUACGAGCAUCCUCGAGACGUGGACACCGACACCAUCUUGGAUCAGUUUCAGUGCCGAUCGAGCAAGGCCUUGCUCAGCUUACAGUAG